Python bivittatus (Burmese python) is the source of this 659-nucleotide messenger RNA. It is a transcript of the gene NDUFA7, whose product is annotated as NADH:ubiquinone oxidoreductase subunit A7. Gene Ontology annotation, biological process: ATP synthesis coupled electron transport; mitochondrial electron transport, NADH to ubiquinone. The record is from RefSeq and is a predicted model, not a curated record. Lineage: Eukaryota; Metazoa; Chordata; Lepidosauria; Squamata; Pythonidae. Gene Ontology annotation, cellular component: mitochondrial inner membrane; respiratory chain complex I.
UCAGCCCCUCCGCCCCUCUUCCCGGCGUGCCCCGCGGGGCGCGCAACCUUGGGCCAAGAUGGCGUCGGCCACAGGCAUCGUCCGCUUUAUCCGCAACUGGCUGUCCGGGCGAGAUCUGCAAGUUAAACUGCAGCUGCGCUACACAGAGAUCUCCAAGAGGACGCAGCCUCCGCCCCGCCUCCCUCUCGGCCCCUCCCAUAAGUUUGCAGACAACUACUAUUGCACGCGAGAUGGGCGCCGAGAGGCAUUUCCUCCCAUUGUCCUCGUGUCAGCCCAGAAAAAGCUGGCCCCCGGCGUGGAAGCUGGAAGCCCGGACUCUUCCGUCGCAACGGUGGCGAAGACCCCCGGCUUCCCCCCUCGGAAAUGGGAGCUGUCGAAGGAUGAGCCCUAUUUGUGAAGCCGCCCCGUGGUUCGCAGGCAGGGUUGCUGUGGAGCAGCCGGUCCGGUCUUGGUUUUUGCUGGGGGGACGAGCAGCGGCACGGAUCCGCGCAAUCGCAAGGACUUGUUUCUCCUGGGCUAAUUAAAUAACCGUAGUCUGCCAUGUAGCUAAAGUCAUACGUGAUUUUAGGGGCUUGUUGGGCUGGGAAAACAGAAUUUGAGGAACACGUGUUGGAACUAUUAACUCAGAUGCCGUCAGAAUAAAUGAAGGUACAACUUUG